AUGGAAAUGGACAUGGAUAUGGAUAUGGAACUCGCAUCAAUAGUGUCUUCUUUAAGCGCCCUAUCCAAUGGUAACAAUAACGGCGGCCAGGCCGGCGCCAUUGUGAGCGGCAGUGCUGCCGGCUCACAACAAAUCGGCGGUUUCAGAAGGUCGAGUUUUACCACGGCGAAUGAGGUAGAUUCAGAGAUCUUGCUGCUUCACGGUUCCAGUGAAUCUUCACCGAUCUUUAAGAAAACUGCCCUAUCUGUUGGUACGGCUCCGCCAUUCUCUACAAACUCAAAGAAGUUUUUUGGCAACGGCGGCAAUUAUUACCAGUACAGAUCAAACGACACCGCCUCCCUGUCAUCCACAUCCUACAGCAACUAUCAUACGCACCAUGCAGCGGGUAACCUUGGGAAAAACAAUAAAGUCAACCAUCUUUUAGGUCAGUAUUCAGCUUCCAUUGCUGGACCCGUUUACUACAAUGGCAAUGACAACAGCAACUCUGGCGGGGAAGGAUUUUUUGAGAAAUUCGGGAAGUCUUUAAUUGACGGUACAAGAGAACUGGAAACUCAAGAUAGGCCAGAAGCUGCUGCUAAUCAGUCUCAGUUCAUACCAAAAAAUGUCUCUAACGCUAGCUUAGACACUCAAAGCACUUUUGACCAAACUGCCCAAUCUGACACAAACUUCAACAAAUUGAAUAGGAACACCACAAAUAGUGGCUCUCUUUACCACUCCAGUUCGAAUUCAGGCUCCUCUGCGUCUUUGGAAUCAGAAAAUGCUCAUUACCCCAAAAGAAAUAUUUGGAAUGUAGCCAACACUCCGGUGUUUAGACCUGGUAACAACCCGGCUCUUGUUGGGGCCCCAAAUGUGGUGCUGCCCAACCAACAAGAUGGGCCUGCAAAUAACAAUUUUCCCCCCUACAUGAAUGGCUUUCCACCAAACCAAUUUCAUCAGGGCCCUCAUUACCAAAACUUCUCCAACUAUUUGAUCGGGUCUCCUUCAAAUUUCAUUUCCCAAAUGAUUUCAGUACAGGUGCCGGCGAAUGAAGAUACCGAAGACUCUAAUGGUAAGAAAAAGAAGAAAGCAAACAGGCCUUCUUCUGUCUCUUCACCUUCGUCUCCACCAAACAACACUCCGUUCCCAUUUGCCUACCCCAACCCAAUGAUGUUUAUACCACCUCCGCCACCAUCUGCCCCCCAACAGCAACAGCAACAGCAACAGCAACAGCAACAGCAACAGCAACAGCAACAGCAACAACAACAAGAUCAACAGCAGCAACAGGAGAAUCCUUAUAUUUACUACCCCUCUCCAAAUCCUGUACCAGUCAAAGUGGCCAAGGACGAAAAAAACUUCAAGAAAAGGAACAACAAGAACCAUUCUGCAAAUAACGCCAACAACAGCAACAAGCAGGCAAACCCUUAUUUAGAGAGCUUUGCAGCUUCAAAGAAUUCUUCCAAGAAGAAUACAUCUUCCAAGUCUAAUGAGCCAGGGACCAAUAACCAUAAAUCUCAUUCUCAAAGUCCACCACAACAGCAACAGCAGCAAACGUAUCAUCGGUCACCGUUGUUAGAGCAACUUAGAAACAGUGGUUCUGACAAAAAUUCAAACUCGAAUAUGUCAUUAAAAGACAUUUUCGGCCAUUCUUUGGAGUUUUGCAAAGAUCAACAUGGUUCGCGGUUCAUUCAGCGCGAAUUAGCCACUUCACCAGCUUCAGAAAAGGAGGUUAUAUUCAACGAGAUCCGCAAUGAUGCCAUUGAACUUUCGAACGAUGUUUUUGGUAACUACGUCAUACAAAAAUUCUUUGAAUUUGGUAGCAAAAUUCAGAAAGAUACUUUGGUGGAGCAAUUUAAAGGUAACAUGAAGCAGUUAUCUUUGCAAAUGUACGCAUGCCGUGUCAUCCAAAAGGCGCUGGAAUUUAUCGAUUCCAAUCAAAGAAUUGAGUUGGUCCUGGAACUAUCUGAUUCCGUUUUACAAAUGAUUAAAGACCAAAACGGUAAUCACGUUAUCCAAAAGGCCAUCGAAACAAUUCCUAUAGAAAAAUUACCCUUUAUUUUAAGUUCUUUAACUGGCCACAUAUACCAUCUAUCUACUCACUCCUACGGCUGUCGAGUAAUCCAAAGAUUGUUGGAGUUUGGUUCAAGUGAAGAUCAGAAAAACAUUUUAAAUGAAUUGAAAGACUUCAUACCCUAUCUAAUUCAAGACCAAUAUGGUAACUAUGUUAUUCAAUACAUUUUACAACAAGACCAAUUUACCAAUAAGGAAAUGGUCGAUAUCAAACAAGAAAUCAUAGAAACUGUAGCCAAUAAUGUUGUCGAAUAUUCUAAACAUAAAUUUGCCUCCAACGUGGUCGAAAAAUCUAUUCUUUAUGGCUCUAAAGAUCAGAAGAAUUUAAUAAUGUCUAUGAUUUUACCAAGGGACAAAAACCAUGCCUUAAAUCUGGAAGAUGGUUCUCCAAUGAUUUUAAUGAUCAAGGAUCAAUUCGCCAAUUAUGUGAUCCAAAAAUUAGUUAACGUUUCUGAGGGUGAGGGUAAGAAAUUAAUCGUCAUUGCCAUUAGAGCGUAUUUGGAUAAGCUAAACAAAUCUAACUCUUUGGGAAAUAGACAUUUAGCCAGUGUUGAAAAACUUGCGGCGUUGGUUGAAAAUGCAGAGGUGUAA
Messenger RNA from Saccharomyces paradoxus, 2637 nucleotides. RefSeq names its product mRNA-binding protein PUF3 (gene PUF3). Gene Ontology annotation, biological process: nuclear-transcribed mRNA catabolic process, deadenylation-dependent decay. The record is from RefSeq and is a predicted model, not a curated record. Gene Ontology annotation, cellular component: cytoplasm. Lineage: Eukaryota; Fungi; Ascomycota; Saccharomycetes; Saccharomycetales; Saccharomycetaceae. Gene Ontology annotation, molecular function: mRNA 3'-UTR binding. The coding region runs from base 1 to 2637 and encodes 878 amino acids. The transcript has a single exon.